Rhea pennata is the source of this 1937-nucleotide messenger RNA. Its product is annotated as flavin-containing monooxygenase 5-like. The coding region runs from base 196 to 1830 and encodes 544 amino acids. NCBI's taxonomy places the organism in Eukaryota, Metazoa, Chordata, Aves, Rheiformes, Rheidae. The transcript has 8 exons. Gene Ontology annotation, molecular function: N,N-dimethylaniline monooxygenase activity; NADP binding; flavin adenine dinucleotide binding. The record is from RefSeq and is a predicted model, not a curated record.
UGCGCUGGGAAGCACGGGGAGGUAGCUGCCAGCCCUGCUCCCGGCACCCCGCUUGCCCAGCGCCGACCGCGUGCAACCAGACGCGCCUCCCCAUCCUUCCUCGCAGCGCAACCCGCAGGGCUGCACGCCCCCUCCGGAGCGAGCGCCACCCUUGGCCAAGGCUUCCCCACCGUCCCCACCGUGGGACCGCGGGACAUGGCUGCCCGCAGAGUGGCGAUCAUCGGGGCCGGCGCCUCCGGCCUGUGCGCUGUGAAAUGCUGCCUGGACGAGGGGCUGGACCCCACCUGCUUCGAGAGGAGCGGGGACAUCGGCGGGCUCUGGCGAUUCAAGGAGCAACCCGAGGAGGGCCGCGCCAGCAUCUACAAGUCUGUCAUCAUCAACACCUCCAAGGAGAUGAUGUGCUUCAGCGACUUCCCCAUCCCUGAUGACUUCCCCAACUACAUGCACAACUCCAAGAUCAUGGAGUACUUCCGCAUGUACGCGCAGCACUUCGACCUGCUCCGACACAUCCGCUUCAAGACCACCGUGUGCCACGUGGCAAAGCGCCCCGACUUCGCCGUCACCGGCCAGUGGGACGUGGUCACCGAAAGUGGUGGGGAACAGGAGUCUGCCAUCUUCGACGCCGUGCUGGUGUGCAGCGGGCACCACACUGACGCACACCUCCCGCUGCACACCUUCCCAGGGCUGGAAAGGUUCGAGGGCUGCUACCUGCACAGUCGGGAGUACAAGACCCCCCAGGCCUUCUCGGAGAAGCGAGUUGUCGUGAUCGGUACUGGGAACUCGGGCACUGACAUUGCUGUGGAGCUGGGCCCCACGGCGAAGCAGGUCUUCCUUAGCACCAGGCGUGGGACCUGGGUGGUGCACCGCCUCGCAGAAAGUGGCUACCCCUUUGACUUCUCCUACCUCACCCGCCUCACCCAGCUUCUCCACAGCAUGCUUCCCCUCUCCAUCAGCUGCUUCAUCCUGGAGAGGAAGCUGAAUGUCCGGUUUGAUCACGCGCUCUACGGCCUGCAGCCUCAGCACAGGAUCCUCCACCAACACCCAACCGUCAACGAUGACCUGCCCAACCGCAUCAUUUCAGGCAGGGUGAAAGUCAAGCCAAACGUCCGGGAAUUCACAGCAACUGCUGCCAUCUUCGAGGAUGGCACCAAGGAAGACAUCGAUGCCGUGAUCUUUGCCACGGGAUACAGUUUCUCCUUCCCCUUCCUCAAGGAUUGCGUGACAGUGGUGGAGAACCAGAUCUCCCUGUACAAAUACAUGUUCCCUGUCCACCUGGAGAAGCCAACACUGGCUUUCAUCGGCCUCAUCCAGCCCCUGGGUGCCAUCAUGCCCAUCUCUGAGCUCCAGUGCCGAUGGGCAACCCGCAUCUUCAAGGGGCUCAACAAACUGCCUCCCAGGCACGACAUGGAGGCUGACAUCAAGCAGAAGAAAGAAGAGAUGGCCAAGCGGUACGUGCAGAGCCAGCGGCACACCAUCCAGGUGGAUUACAUCCCCUACAUGGACGAGCUCGCCUGCCAGCUGGGCGUCAAGCCCAACCUGCUCACACUCUUCCUCACUGACCCCUGGCUGGCCAUGGAGGUGCUGUUUGGCCCCUGCAGCCCGUACCAGUACCGCCUGCAGGGCCCGGGGCGGUGGGAUGGCGCCCGGCAGGCCAUCCUCACCCAGCGGGAGCGCGUCGUCGAGGCCCUGCGCGUGCGGGACGGGGACAGGGACAGGCGCAGGGGCAGGCACGCUCCUCCCCACGCCACCUCCAUGCCCCACAUCUUCAAGGUCUUCCUCAGCGUAGGCCUCAUCGCGGCCACCCUCGUCUACGUCUGGCUUUCUCCUUGAUGCUCCCACCGUGGGAGACGGGGCCCUGCUGACACUUGUCCUCCUGCGGUGGGGCUUCGGCCCUCCAGAGGACGUGGGCUCCUCGCAGGAGCCACCCCACCUCUGCU